AUGCCAUGCACCGUGAGGGUAGGUGUUAGUGGAUUUGUGGUUCCCUGCGCUCCUCCAACACCCACCCACGCAUUCCUCCCCUGCCCUGAGGCUGUUGAAACGACGUCUGGCCUGAGCCAUGCCUUGGAUGAGCUCACCAGUGUCGCCGCCUCAGAGGUUGCGUCGGGGUCGACCGUCGAUCAAGAGCCUGAGACGCAGGCGUUCUUCCAUGCCGACCCAUCCGUGUGCUUACGGCGCAAGCGUAAUGCCACGCUGCCAAUUAACCAGCUUCCCCUAGAAAUUCUCGAGGGUAUUUUCAAGCUUGUGCCGGAGCUAUUCCGUGCAAACGAAGGCAAUACAUCAGACCUGGAGUUCAGCAUAUGGGAGUCACAGUUCGCUGACAUCAAAGACGUCCUCGUCUUGACGCACAUCUGCAGCCACUGGCGCGAGGUUGCCAUCCACAUCCCCGAGCUCUGGACGAGUCUUCCCGACAUCAGGACCGCAGGCGCGGUCGACGCAAUCGCCGCACGCUCCGGGACGUGCCCACUGAAGAUCAGCAUGCGCGACCAGGCGAGCCCGGGCAUGCAGAGGAUCUUGCGUGCCCACGGCCAGCGGGUCAUCGAGCUGCUCUGGGACCAGUGCGACAUCAAACUAGCGAGCAGCCUCCGCACACUCAACUUCAAUGCGCCCGUUCUGCGCACGCUAGCGCUGUCGGGCAUCCCGCUGCCGUCCUAUUUCCGCAUGGUUACGAUCUUGCGGAACACCGCGCCGCAGCUGCGCAAUCUCUCCAUUAGCGAUAUGGACUGGGUGCCCGGUGUGCCGCUUCCCGCCGUCACGAAUAUCUACAUUUCGCGCCUUUACGGACGGCACGCACUUUUAGACCUGCUCAACUUCCCCGCGUGGUGCUCGCGGCUGGAGAAUGUGGUCAUUACACACCAGGACUUCGUCCGCAUGGACAGUUCUGACAUGCCAGGUCCCGUGACAUUACCGAAUUUGCGAAGACUGGCAUUUGUCGGCGUCCAUUGCGAGGUGGUAACAACAGUAUUGACUGAGUGGUCGAUCAAUUCCGACACCGCGCUACGAAUCGUUUGCCCCGAGAUCCCUGAAGAGAACACAGACGCUUUCUUCUCGCGGCUCGCGGGCAUUCCGACAGUUCAAGACAUCACGCGGCUGUCCAUCUAUAACUGGGCUGACAGCCCGACCGUGGUAGCAGUCGGGGGAUCUUCAGGCAUCAGCUUCGAAGUCAUUGAAGGCGAGAGGUACAGGCAUGGGCAGGAGAUGGUCAGCCUCGCUCUGCCUAGGUUCCUGCCGAUGAACAAAGUCAGAGAACUCUGGUUACUAGAUGCAGACGCUCCCAAGAGCAUUGAGGAUUGUGCCGGUUGCGAGUCACACACCAUGCGCGACGUCUUGCGGGCGUUCCCCGCACUCGAGGUCUUGACAGUCUCAGAUGGCUGCGCCGCGGCGAUCGCCGAGCUCCCGGACUCGGAGGAGUUCUGCGUCAGUUGUCCGGCGCUUUUCACUCUGCACAUUGUGUGUACGGGCACGAUUCUUCAUCACGAUGAAGCAUGGGUAGCCGCGAUGCUCGUGAAGCUCGCCCAGAGACACGAUUAUGUCCCAUUCAAGCGCGUCCUUAUCGGGUAUAUGCCCGGCUAUAAGCAGACGAGGCUGUACCGCACGGACGCGGACUCGCUGUUUGGCUCUGUGGAAUACAGGGACCUCGCGCUAGAUGAAGUGCCGUACAUGCCAGUACCAGAGUUGUGCAAGGAUGCUCACAAGUACUGGACCGGAUUCGAGGCAAAAUCAUCACGAUCAAGUUCCGGCUUGCCCCAUAGAUGA
This is a messenger RNA of Postia placenta MAD-698-R-SB12, 1815 nucleotides long. RefSeq lists its product as hypothetical. The transcript is spliced from 2 exons. The coding region runs from base 1 to 1815 and encodes 604 amino acids. NCBI's taxonomy places the organism in Eukaryota, Fungi, Basidiomycota, Agaricomycetes, Polyporales, Adustoporiaceae. The record is from RefSeq and is a predicted model, not a curated record.